AGCCGGGCCGGCGAGCAGAACCGCCGCGGGGCAGGACCGGACUGCGACGGCGAGUGAGCGGCGCGGUGGCGACGGUGGCCGGGGCAGCACGCCAUGAAGAUCGACAUCCACAACCACAUCCUGCCGAGGACGUGGCCAAACCUUGCCGAGCGGUAUGGCUACGGCGGUUUUGUUCAGCUGGAGCACUGCCCGAGCACGCCGGACACAGCACGGAUGAUGCGGGAUGGCCAGCUGUUCCGGGUCAUCAAGUCCAACUGCUGGGACCCCGAGGUCCGACUGAAGGAGAUGGACGAGACGGGCGUCACCGUGCAGGCGCUCAGCACCGUGCCAGUUAUGUUCAGCUACUGGGCCAAGCCCGCGGACACGGCGGACCUGUCUCGCAUUCUGAACGACGACCUGGCGGCCACCGUGGCCAAGCACCCCGCGCGGUUCGUCGGUCUGGGGACGGUGCCGAUGCAGGCGCCGCUGCUGGCUGUGGAGGAGAUCAAGCGCGUCCGGAGCGAGCUGCACAUGCCUGGCAUCCAGAUCGGCUCGCACAUCGGCGACUGGAACCUGGACGCGCGUGAGCUCGACCCAGUCUGGAAGGCGUGCGAGGAGUUCGGCUGCGCCGUGUUCGUGCACCCGUGGGACAUGGAGCUGGGGGGUCGGCACUCCAAGUUCUGGCUGCCCUGGCUGGUGGGCAUGCCGGCGGAGACGGCCACAGCCAUCGUCUCGGUGCUGCUGGGCGGCGUGCUGCAGCGCUUCCCGCGACUCCGGCUCUGCUUCGCGCACGGCGGCGGCUCCUUCCCCUACACGGUCGGCAGGAUCGACCAUGGCUUCCGCUGCCGGCCCGACCUGUGCGCCCAGGAGACAGCAGUGCCACCUCGUGCCCAGUUAGGGAAGUUCUGGUGCGACUCGCUGGUACACGACGGCGCUGCCCUCAAUUUGCUGACGGAAGUUAUCGGGAAGAAACGGGUCAUCUUUGGGUCCGACUACCCCUUUCCACUGGGGGACCUUCAAGGAGGAAAAAUCGUGGAGGACCUCACUGAUGCUCAACUGCGGGACGACAUCUUCGCUGAGAAUGCCCUGGAGUUUCUCGGUCUGGACAAGUCCACCUUCGAGUGAAAAGUUCCAUUUACUGGAUCGCUGGCAUGUAUUCUUCAACGCAUUCCUGUACGCACCGAUCAACUACGAUGAACGACAUCCAACAAAUGCGAGGUGAAAGGAAAUAUAUCUUACCCGCAAGCUAACACGAGAUAUUUGAUAAUUCCAGCGGUGUGACUGUCCUGCUGGAUACACACAGCGAUCCAUGCACAACGGCAUAACCAGGGCGUCCAGAUCUCAUUCAGUACCGAACAUGGGAACACCCAACAAGGCACUUUUAGUGGAUGCUGGAAGCAUCCACUGACCGCGACGCGCGCUGCAUUAUCGCAUGCAACACUUCGAUCGUUGCAUGUAACAAGUAUUCUGUAGUUUCGUUAUCACCGGUGGUUCUGUCUCUAUCGCAGCGUACUUUAUCGCCGAAUUUUGCUGGUGUUGUGCCACAGACCAACGCCGAAUGUUGUGUAUUGCUUACACGCCAGAUCAGCACAGCUCUGCGGGCGUCGUCGGAACUAUCGCUGGCCCACGGCAACGGAGCCCAACGCUGUCAUUAGACUAGCCUUGGGGCUGGCUUGGCCUCCGUCGGAGUGAGCGCAUCCAUCGUGCAAGCGAUUUUCGCACUCGUGGUUUGGUUCUGCUGAUCAACAUUGUCUUGUAGUGACAAUGCAUGAUUCGAAAAAAUCGCAUCACGCAAUACGUUUAGACGACUAUUUGAAGCUCUUAAUUUGUACUCGGGUACCAAACCAAACUCAGAUUCUUUUAUUUACCUAGCCAUGAAAAUGAAGUUUUGGGUUCGUGCUAUGGAUCACGUAUUGCAAGCAGCGAAACUCUAAUUUAAGCAUCUGCAUGCGAUAUCGCUACCGACGAUUCACAGGCGCACAAAAACCCACGCACAAACCAAACGCCGACCCAGAAAACAGCACGUAUGCGUUUGCCGCGGCGAGAUCUACCGGUAAGCUGUUUGCACAUGUGGUGUACUAUGUCUGCAUGUGGAAAAAGUAUGGCGUAGACAGCCGUAGGUUUCGUACCUUUCUGCCUCAUUCAUUUCGAGCGGCAUUUGAGCUUAUGAUAGUGUUCAGCUCAAUUAAUGACGCAUUUAGGUGUUAAGGCCAAGCUCAACAGCGCACCUUGACACGCCGGUCGCAGCGAAUGAUCACAAGAUGUUGCAUGCCGUUGUGGGCUGCACAAUGCAUAGAGCUACCACAACCAAGUUUUGCGCAAUUUGUACUAGCAGUGUACCACAAUUAGCAGCGUUGUACUUACGUGAAGCGUGUGAACUAUCAGCUUCGUGUAGUGCAUAAUGCGGGCGUGUUUUGCUAUCAUACACGUGUAUCCCAUGUGUCAAGGUAAAACUGCACGGCAAUGCUGUGUUGACGAUGGGGGCGGGGGAGCACCCGACCUGAAGUCUGAAGUGGCAAGUCUUGUAGGACUUGGUCAAAAUGUAAACGUUUACUACGCGGAGUUCACAGAUUAUCUAGGUGAGGUCUGUUGAAGGGUCUGGUGAUGCAAAUGCCGCAGUCACUGCCGCAUCUGCUGUUGUAGAAGCCCACUUCUGACUGAAAUCAGAGGUCGCUCCUUAAAAUUGGUGGGUGGCGAAUUGCAAAUUAUGGGAAACCAUAACAGAGCCAACCAAAGUUACCGGCUUGGCCAAAACUGGGUCGGCCCGGAGCCGCGACCAGGCCCGACCUUAUCAUUGACCUCAUCAUCGACCUCACCAUCGAUCUCAUCAGGGCCGGCCCGCUCACGGGAUGUGGUCGAAGUCGAGCGAGCAGGUCUGAGUAAGCGACAUCCUCUUGCGCAGCACCCGCCGACCCUCGUCGCCGGAGAGGUGGCGCCACUCGC
Messenger RNA from Pollicipes pollicipes, 2922 nucleotides. RefSeq names its product 2-amino-3-carboxymuconate-6-semialdehyde decarboxylase. The transcript has 8 exons. Gene Ontology annotation, cellular component: cytoplasm; cytosol. Gene Ontology annotation, biological process: secondary metabolic process. NCBI's taxonomy places the organism in Eukaryota, Metazoa, Arthropoda, Thecostraca, Pollicipedomorpha, Pollicipedidae. Gene Ontology annotation, molecular function: carboxy-lyase activity; hydrolase activity. The record is from RefSeq and is a predicted model, not a curated record. The coding region runs from base 94 to 1104 and encodes 336 amino acids.